Molecule: messenger RNA, 1131 nt
Organism: Metarhizium robertsii ARSEF 23
Lineage: Eukaryota; Fungi; Ascomycota; Sordariomycetes; Hypocreales; Clavicipitaceae
Product: Acyl-CoA thioesterase
Exons: 2
Coding region: 1-1131 (376 amino acids)
Biological process (GO): fatty acid catabolic process; acyl-CoA metabolic process
Cellular component (GO): peroxisomal matrix
Molecular function (GO): fatty acyl-CoA hydrolase activity
Source: RefSeq, a predicted model, not a curated record
AUGGCUCCCGAGGAACGGUCAACGCUGUUGAGGCCGCCGCCUGCGGAUCCGAACAAGGCCCCGAUCGAAAACGUCUUGGAGGUGACCGAGGUUGGAGUCUUGGGGCCCGACAUCUUCACAAACACCCGCAGGGCCUGGGUGCCUCCCGGCGCAAGAGGCGUCUACGGCGGAACCGUCAUUGCGCAAUGCCUUGCCUCGGCGCAAAAGACGGUGCCCGACGACUUCUACCCUCACUCGUGCCACUGCUACUUCAUCUUGGCAGGGUCCGGGAGCAUCCCUAUCCUCUUCCACGUGGAACGGGUCCGUGACGGCCGCUCGUUCGCCACGCGCACCGUCCAGGCACGCCAGCGAGGGCGCUGCAUCUUCACGACGACGAUUAGCUUCGUCCGCGAAGACGCGGGCGGCGAAAGGACGGUCCGCCACGCCGUCCCGAUGCCGGACGAGGCCAAGGCCCCUCCGCCUCUGGACUGGCAAGAGGAGCCGGAAUGGGCCAGGGGCGGGCCCUUCCAGAACUACCGCAUGCCUGCUGUGCGCGGCGCGGACCCGACGGCGCGGCCGGACGAGCAGAGGUGCCAGCAGUGGAUGCGGUGCCGUGGCAAGAUCUCAGAGGCCGGUGGCCGCCAGGCACAUUUGAACGCGUUGGCGUACGUCUCGGACAGCACCUUUAUCGGCACCGUCGGGCGCGUCCACCGCCUCUGGAGACUGCCCUUUAAGCCGGAAGACUAUGACGGCAUGGCGGAGGAGUAUCAGCCGCACGUCAAGGAGCUGGCCGAGUUUGAGGGCCUCGGAUCAACCGUCGAGGAGUGGAAGACGCGCCCCAAGCUGGGCAUGAUGGUGAGCCUGGACCACAGCAUUUACUUCCACGAGCCCGGGCGCGUCAAGGUGGACGAGUGGAUGUUUGCCGACAUGGAGAGCCCCUGGUCCGGCGACGGGCGCGGCUUCGUGACGCAGCGUAUAUUUGCAAAGGACGGGACAUUGCUGGCGACCUGUGUGCAAGAGGCAAGUCCGCGUCGUGCUCUGAGAGAUGUGAAUGAAGCUAACCUGCUCGUAGGGCGUUGUGCGACUGGCUCCGGACGAGCCCGACAAGAGCAAGUUGUAAACCAGGCCAGGAAUGACGGCACGGUCAAGUGA